This is a messenger RNA of Orcinus orca (killer whale), 2607 nucleotides long. It is a transcript of the gene SYT2, whose product is annotated as synaptotagmin 2. The transcript is spliced from 9 exons. Gene Ontology annotation, cellular component: dense core granule; synaptic vesicle membrane; axon. Gene Ontology annotation, molecular function: phosphatidylserine binding; calcium-dependent phospholipid binding; clathrin binding. Gene Ontology annotation, biological process: regulation of dopamine secretion; synaptic vesicle endocytosis; regulation of calcium ion-dependent exocytosis. The record is from RefSeq and is a predicted model, not a curated record. Lineage: Eukaryota; Metazoa; Chordata; Mammalia; Artiodactyla; Delphinidae. Bases 207 to 1463 code for a protein of 418 amino acids.
CAGAGGCUGGAUGCGGGGUGACAGGAAGAAUUGAGCCCAUGGCCGAGCCCCCCUGCCUGGCGGAUCCCGGGAGCGCCCGUGUUUGGGGGAAUUGGCCCGUCCUCACACGUAAUUAUAAGGCACAGAAUUAUGUAAAGGGACAGGGCAGGGCUGGAUCGGAGGAAAAAGUACUUUGUACCUGGCAGUGACGCCGUCCCUCUGCCACCAUGAGGAACAUCUUCAAGAGGAACCAGGAGCCCAUGGUGGCUCCCACCACCACCACCACCACCAUGCCUGCUGAGCCCCUGGACAACUCCACCAAGAGUGGAGGCGCCAGGGAGGGCAAGGGGGACCUGUUUGCCACGUUGAAGGACCGAUUCUUCAAUGAGAUGGUCAAGCUCCCUCUGCCCCCCUGGGCGCUGGGCGCCAUCGCGGUGCUCCUGGGCCUUCUGCUCCUCGCCUGCUGCUUCUGCAUCUGCAAGAAGUGCUGCUGGAAGAAGAAGAAGAACAAGAAGGAGAAGGGCAAGGGUGCCAAGAACGCCAUGAACAUGAAGGACAUGAAGGGUGGCCAGGACGAUGACGACGCCGAGACGGGCCUGACGGAGGGCGAGGGCGAGGGCGAGGCCGAAGAGCCGGAGAACCUGGGGAAGCUGCAGUUCUCCCUGGACUACGACUUCCAGGCCAACCAGCUCACCGUGGGCGUCCUGCAGGCCGCGGAGCUGCCCGCCCUGGACAUGGGCGGCACCUCGGACCCUUAUGUCAAGGUCUUCCUCCUUCCAGACAAGAAGAAGAAAUAUGAGACCAAAGUCCAUCGGAAGACGCUGAACCCCGCCUUCAACGAGACUUUCACCUUCAAGGUGCCCUACCAGGAGCUGGGGGGCAAGACCCUGGUGAUGGCCAUCUACGACUUUGACCGCUUCUCCAAACACGACAUCAUCGGGGAGGUGAAGGUGCCCAUGAACACCGUGGACCUGGGGCAGCCCAUCGAGGAGUGGAGGGACCUGCAGGGCGGAGAGAAGGAGGAGCCGGAGAAGCUGGGUGACAUCUGCACCUCGUUGCGCUACGUGCCCACGGCUGGGAAGCUCACCGUCUGCAUCCUGGAGGCCAAGAACCUCAAGAAGAUGGACGUGGGUGGCCUUUCAGACCCCUACGUGAAGAUCCACCUGAUGCAGAACGGCAAGAGGCUCAAGAAGAAGAAGACGACAGUGAAGAAGAAGACCCUGAACCCGUACUUCAACGAGUCCUUCAGCUUCGAGAUCCCCUUCGAGCAGAUCCAGAAAGUCCAGGUGGUGGUCACCGUGCUGGAUUACGACAAGCUGGGCAAGAACGAAGCCAUCGGCAAGAUCUUCGUGGGCAGCAGCGCCACGGGCACGGAGCUGCGGCACUGGUCCGACAUGCUGGCCAACCCCCGCCGGCCCAUCGCCCAGUGGCACUCACUCAAGCCCGAGGAGGAGGUGGACGCGCUGCUGGGCAAGAACAAGUAGGGGCCGCGGCCAGAGCCGCUGCUGCCUCAGCUGGGCAGCCCUCGAGGCGUCCCUGCCCACCCGUGUGCGGCCGUGCCCUCGCUCCUCUGCCCUCGUCCUCUUUCUAAAGACCCCCUCCCUCCAACGGCGGCUGAGGAGGGCCCCUCGGAGGUGAGAGAAGCCUGGCCCGUCGUCGCCCCGGGAGCUUCCUCGCUGCAUGCCCGCCACCCUCCUCCUCCAAAGCUCCGCCCAGCCCUUACCCCGAGGGAGGCUCUCUUGGCAGAAAGUGGUGGCAUUUUCUGUUUUCUGAGCGUUCCGGACCAACGCAAUGGCAGCACCUCCUGACUCCUGACGGAAGGCAGCCAGCGGCCAGGGAUCCGUGCGUGUGUGCGCAUCCCCUGUGCUCGUGGAGGGCCGCGGACAGGGUGCCUUGUGGGAGCAGAGGGCUUAGAACCCUGCUCAGACUGGGGAACUCCCACGCUGUGUGGGAGUGGCUGUUUGUUUGGGAGGUGAGACGGGGAGACUGGACUGUGCAGAGCCAGGACCAAAGCCCGGUGCCGGCGUGGACCUCCUCCUGCUGCCGGGGGCUUCCCGGGACACCACAGACCUGAGCUACAGGCUAGACUGGCUGGACUCGAACGGGGACUGUCCAUCCCGCGACCUCACCUUGCUGACGGGUGAUGUCAAACCGCAAAGAAACAGAAGACCCGCUCCCCAGAAAGGCCAAAAUGAAACUGCCGGGCCUUUGCCCUUGCGGUGGGAGACCCAGAUGUCGGCUCCCUUUCUAGGACGGAAGCCAGCAGUCACUGGCAUCUCUUCCCCUCCCGCCUGUGCUUCUCCCUUAAUCAAAGUGGAGCUGCGCUGUCUGAAGACACGGUAUCCGUUCAGGGCCAGAGGGCUUGAAAAGGAAGGUUUACAGGUUCUUAGCUCCCCUGAGGCCCAGGUAAGGAGGGGAGGGUAGUGGACAGCUAGCUGAGUUUUCCCAGGGGUCCUGCGGGGAGGCCCCGCCCAGCACUCCCGAGGGACUUGCUGUGAAUCCCGAGGAGCAGGGCGGCCAUUCUGAGCGGUGGCGGAGGACGUGGGCCGGGUUCUGCCCCGCGGUCACUGUGCUCGUUCCCCGCUCACCUCGUGUCCCCAGCAUCGAUAAAAAGCCAUAUAUACGUUA